Messenger RNA from Canariomyces notabilis, 4152 nucleotides. RefSeq lists its product as uncharacterized. Gene Ontology annotation, cellular component: phagophore assembly site membrane; Atg1/ULK1 kinase complex. The transcript has 6 exons. The coding region runs from base 1 to 4152 and encodes 1383 amino acids. The record is from RefSeq and is a predicted model, not a curated record. Gene Ontology annotation, biological process: autophagy of peroxisome; autophagosome assembly; positive regulation of protein phosphorylation. Gene Ontology annotation, molecular function: protein kinase binding; molecular adaptor activity. NCBI's taxonomy places the organism in Eukaryota, Fungi, Ascomycota, Sordariomycetes, Sordariales, Chaetomiaceae.
AUGGCAACCCAGGUGUUGAUCGCCCACACGGGCCAGCGCCUGCAAAUCGAUGCUUCGCAUCUUUCGUCAGUAGAUGAGCUCAAAGCCACCCCUUUGAAGCUACAGACUAUCCAAACAGAGGUUUGCGGUCUAAUAUCCCCUCUGAAAAGAACCUUCCCGCCCUCACCGGGUUCCUCGGCGCCGCCAAAACUCGACCUCCCGGUUCACAAGCAAUACGUGGUCCUUGACCCGCCGAAUUCCAUUGAAGACGCAACACGUCUUCCAUCAUGGCAGGAACUCUUCAAGACUCGGCGGGCUUGGGCGCUCAAAGUGGCCGAGGAUUGCAGGCGCAUGGCUGCAGCAACCGAGGACCGGUACGGCGAAAUCGAUGUCAUGCUGCGCUGCCUUGACGCGGCUGUGAUAAACCUGGAAUCUGUCAUCAAGGGUCUUGAUCCCAAGUAUGCCGAAUUUAAGAAAUGGCUCCCAACGGCGCAGGCUGAUUAUGGCGCGCUGACGGCGGGCUGGGAGCAGUACCUAUCCCUUGCACGAAGCAUUCCUGUCUCCGCCGCUAUGGUGCGCUUCAUGACGGGCCGUGUUGUUGACGGAAUUAAAGGACGGCCCCAGCGUCAGACGACGCUCGAGGACCUCGUGGAUUUGGACACGGCGCGGAAGGCCGGCCGACUCGCGCCCGUGGCGUUGCGCAAAUUCGGCACCCGUGUCGCAGAGCUCGAGAAGACUGCUAACCGCCUGUUUCACGACGCAGAGGAUCUUUUCCGUGAGUUUGAAAAGACCGUGUCGCGCUCUGCCUUGUCGCAUAGCGGUGAAGCCCAGCAGCUGGUUCAUGAUAUAGACGCUGUGGCUAAAAAGAUUGACAUUGACUACCAGACAGCGCUCGAGUACACCAGCUCGACUCGCGACGUUCAGCAGGCUUCCAGAAUUGCAGCAACUCACACGGAGCGCUUGUUGCCGACCAUGACCAAGCGCGCUUUGGAAAUGGACGACAUGCUUCGCUACGCGACACAGACGAGAAAUUCACUGGCCGCCGAGUCGGUCGAGUUCAUGCGCAGCAUUACUGCCAUCACAGCCCUGAGCAAUACUCUCAAGUCGCAGCUGAACGACGUCAGCCCGGAUGACGAACUUGCUGCGUUUGAUUAUCUUCGCCUGAUACAGCAAGUUCCCUACAUGUACGCAUCCUUCAUGGCCGAAGCUAUUCGGCGCCGCGAAUGGUUUGAGAAAGCAAAGCAAGACUCGUCCACCCUCGCCAACGAAAUGGCCCUCUUCCAGGAAGAGGAGAUCAAGCGACGCAGGAAAUGGCACAAGUCGGUUGGUAACGCAUAUGGACCAGAGAGCCCUACUUUGGACGGCAACGUUCCUGGCUUGGAAGUGAAUCUCCUUGGGGAGGAAGAGAAGUGGCCUGUCAUGACCAGGAGUGACCUGGAGGAUUUUUACGCACUCCUGCAGACUCAGAAGGCCGAUCCCGAGAUUGUUGCCGAUGUUGGCAAGCUCAUCGCAGAGAUAAGCACCCCCACCAGGCAGCAGUCAAAGAGGAUGAAAGCCUUUAAGAAUGGCAGUAUACAUGAGGCCGCUCUUGGACGCAGCGGGCUGCUGAUUCGGGGUGACGACGACCUGCUUCGGUCGCUACAAGAGGACAAGUCGAAGCUGGAGAGCAAGCUUAAGACCGCCGAAAGCCGUACUCAAGCAUCGCGGGGCCAGCAACUUCCAGAUCGAUAUGAUUCUACCAACUCAGUCAAAUCUCCCCGGGUCUCAGAAGACCGGAGAAAGUCUGUUGAAGGUACUGACGUUCUUAUAAACCGAAUCCAGCAGCUGGAGGCCGAGCUGGGAGCAGAGAGGGAGCGGUCGGCCGUGUUUGAAAAGGACUUGAAUGCGCGGGUAACGCUACACAACGACAUCAAAGGUCAAAUGGAAGAAGUCAACUCGACAAAGAAGGAUCUCCUGGAGAACUUAGAGGCUUUGAAACGAGAGUUUACCGAAGAGCGGAAAUCACUCGAGGACGAGAUCAGACGACUCCAGGCGCGACUAGAGGAUACCGAGGAUGAGAUAGAGCAUUUUGGAGAGUCGAGGGAAAACGAAAAGGCCUCAUUUGAGGAAAAGAUCCACGCCCUCGAGCUCGAGGUUGAACGGCUGACUAAGGAGAGAGGUGACGAGACACUCAAGUUGGAAGGCCAACUCGAAUACCUGCGUAACGAGACGCGGCGCCAGCGCGAAGUGAUAGAGGCUCAGGAACGACAGCUUCAGACCGCACAGGACGAGUCCAAGGGACUCGACAAGAAGUUGGAAAUGCUAAGCAGUGCUGCGGACGUGCAGCUCAAGGCACUGCAUGAUGUCUGGGGUCAACUCUCGCCGGGCGAAGCUGUACCUGAGGACCUCGCUGAUCUUACCGAAGGGAUUUUGGUCAAGGUCAGCGAUGUUCUGGCUAAAUGGCGGGACUUGGAUGCUGACAUGUCUAUGCUGCGGCUGGAGAUUGACUCGGUGCGGAAUACGGUCAAAUCAUCAAAGGCAGAAAAGGCGACCGUCGAAGAGCGGCUGGCGACUGAGGAGGCAGCGUCGAGCCGCCUUCGCGAAACCCUUGCCGAAGAAAAGGCCAAAGUAGUGGCGCUUGAGGGUGAGCUGGCGAACGGGCAUGAGCAGCUCAAGCAAUUGCGUAUAAGGAUCGCGGACGGGGAGACUGGCUCUGAAUCCCUCCGGAAGCGGCUAAAGCAAGAGGAGGAAAGGAUCACGCGUGUCACAGAAGAGCUUGCUUCGCGGCAGUCGCAAGUGGGUAGUUUGGAGGAAGAGGUCCGGCAUCUCAAGGAAAGGCUGCUUGAAUCCCAAACCAAGGUGUCGGAACUGGGCCCCUGGUUCGAGGCCCGAGCAGAGCGCGCCAAGGACCUCACACGGCGGCUGUACUUACAAAACGAGCGCCUUACUCACCUGCUCGAGCGGCUCGGGUUUUCAGUGACACGCCAGGCCAGCGGGGCCAUGGUGAUUCAGAAGGUCCCUCGAUCAGAGCGCUCGUCACAGAAUGCGAAUGAUUCGGAUCCAAGUUCAUCUCUCCGUCGAUCCGGCACCUUCAAUGGCCGUGCUGCUACCGAAACGGUUGAUGCGGAGUUGAUCUACUGGAUGGACAGCGAGGAUAUGCAGACUGAGGCAAGCAAGUACGAGGCUUGUGUCACCUCGUUGGGGUCCUUCGACAUGGAUGCCUUUUCUGAAGCCGUAUACCGCCGCGUGAAAGAUGUCGAGCACAUGGCUCGCAAGCUUCAGCGCGACGCAAGAGCGUACAGGGAGAAAGCCCAUGCAUAUCAAAAGGAAGCACAUGAGAAAAUUGCCUACAAACAGUUCAAGGAAGGCGAUCUUGCCCUUUUCCUGCCGACUAGAAAUCAGACAACUGGAGCUUGGGCAGCAUUCAACGUGGGCUUUCCCCAUUACUUCUUGCGGGAGCAAGAGGCGCAUAGGUUGCGUACUCGGGAGUGGCUCUUGGCUCGAAUCACGCGGAUCCAGGAGCGUGUCGUGGAUUUGUCUAGAUCGCUCCAGCACCCGUCAACCAUGUCAUCAAAGAAGGGCGCUGCGGUGGGCUCCGAGUCACCGAACGACGAGGAUAACGACAACCCUUUUGAUCUAUCCGACGGCCUGCGUUGGUACCUGAUCGACGCCUCCGAGGACAAGCCCGGGGCGCCGUCGACCCCGGGGCUUGCCAAGAGCACUGUCGCGGCUAAUAACGUGGAAGCAAUGGCCGACAUGCACACGCAUGGGCGGUCAGGCUCUAAGGGCGGAGGACUGGGUGUCCGCGGCGGCGUGGCUUCGGGUAUUGAAGGAGUGAGCAAGACACUGUCCAAGAGCCUGGAAAGCCGCCGCUCCAGCACGGGCUCUAAGAAAGCCCUGCCGUUUGCGAUGGGGGCUAACAGGGGCCGAGACAGUGCCGUAGCCAGUGAAACCAACUCACUCCGUGCCGUGGCUGCAGACACUCCAGGGGCGACGAGCCCAACACAGCAGCAUGCCACUGUAAACAGCACCGCAGCACAGCAUGAUCCCUUACAAGCAUCGGUGCAGGCGGCCGAGACAGGCCAGACAAGCGGCCGCGGUGGAGGGUCGACGGAGGCCGUAUAUGGCCAGCAGCAGCCGUCACAGUCGCAGUUCGAGGUUCGCAACGAUAUGGAUUCCUUGAUGGGUCCCUGA